Molecule: messenger RNA, 597 nt
Organism: Capsicum annuum
Lineage: Eukaryota; Viridiplantae; Streptophyta; Magnoliopsida; Solanales; Solanaceae
Product: UDP-glycosyltransferase 79B9-like
Exons: 3
Source: RefSeq, a predicted model, not a curated record
UCUUUUGAUCGUGUCACCACAUCAUUGGCGCGGUGUGAUGCUAUAGCAAUUAGAACAUGUAGGGAACUAGAAGGGCCUUUUUGUGACUAUCUGUCAAGUCAAUAUAACAAACAUGUGCUUCUAACCGGGCCUAUAUUACCCGAACCAACAUUGAAAGAUCGCCUAGAUGGGAAAUGGGCUAAUUGGCUCCAACAAUAUAGCCUGAGGUCCGUCACAUAUUGUGCUUUUGGGACGCGGUCUGAUGUUAUAGCAAUUAGGACAUGUAGGGAAAUAGAAGGGCCUUUUUGUGACUAUCUGUCAAGUCAAUAUAACAAACAGCCCGAGGUCCGUCAUAUAUUGUGUUUUGGGGAGUUUCAAGAACUCAUUUUAGGAAUUGAAUCGACAAAUUUACCAUUUUUAAUUGCGUUAAGAGCUCCAUUAGGUGUCAAGACAAUCGAGGAAGCCCUACUUAAGACAUUUGAAGAGAGGACUAAAGGUAAGGGAAUAGUAUGUAGAGAUUUUGUGCCACAAAUUGGGAUUUUGAGUCACACUUCAAUUUGGUGUUUUGUGAGCCACAAGGGUGGCUCUACCCUUAUAGAAAAUAGGCGACCGUCUUAG